Abrus precatorius (Indian licorice) is the source of this 1545-nucleotide messenger RNA. RefSeq names its product cyclin-B1-2-like. The record is from RefSeq and is a predicted model, not a curated record. Gene Ontology annotation, cellular component: nucleus; cytoplasm. Gene Ontology annotation, biological process: proteasome assembly. NCBI's taxonomy places the organism in Eukaryota, Viridiplantae, Streptophyta, Magnoliopsida, Fabales, Fabaceae. The transcript has 4 exons. The coding region runs from base 51 to 485 and encodes 144 amino acids.
UUGUGUUGUUUGUUGGGAAAGAAGGAGAAGAGAAGAUCGAAGUGAAGACGAUGGAGGAAGCAACAGCAUCAAAGUGCAUACCACACCAAAUCGGAGGGGUUCAAAACGAUGCGCUUCGAUUCGGACUCCACGGAGUCAAGAGCGACAUUGUUGGUUCGCACCCUCUCCAAUCUUCCGUCGAAUCUACAAGGAGGAUCGAUGAAGCGAUGAGGAGGCAAUGCAAAGUCAAUUUGUAUGGAACUGCUUUUCCACUGAAGCAGGAGCUUGACAGUCAAAUCUUGUCUAGGUUCCAGCGGCCUCCUGGUCCAAUUCCAUCUUCAAUGCUGGGUUUGGAGACUGUUACAGGAAGUCUUGAUCACUUUGGUUUUGAGGAUUUUCUAAAUGACCCUCGCGAAUCUGAGACUUUGCGACCACUGGACAUGCAUCAUGGGAUGGAAGUUCGUCUUGGUCUAUCUAAGGGACCGGUGCACCCAAGUAUUAUAUAAGUAAAUUUGACUGUUAUUCUAGUAUCGGAAAACAGUGUUUUAUGGUAAAACUUCCUUGAUAUUCAUUAGAAGGAAAGGUCUAAGUAACUUGGGUAUUUGUUCGUGGACUUGUGUUUUCCUAUGUUCGGGAUUAUAAAUGUUAUGGUCCAUAUAAAACACGUCUUGUCUUUCAAAGUAAAGCAGAAUUUAUGUACCAGGCAUUUGAGUUGAGCAUCUGUUGUUACAUCUGGCAAAUAUCCCACUGUUAAUUCUACCAUGACUGCUUGGAAGCAUGGAUUGUCAUGUUUCAAGAAAUGUCAGACCUUAUCCGAUUAUAAUCAAUGAAUAAGGACAUUCUUCCACCCCAUAAAUGGGUGAGUUGGGUGCUGGAAAGAGAGAAAAAAGAGGGGAAAAAAUGAAGAGAGAUGUGAUGGGAAAUUUAGAGAGAAAUAGAAAAAAUAAUAGGUGUAUAUAUAAAGUAAUGUAGGAUAAUUAGUUGAUCGUAUAUUUGUUUUUUCUUUCCCUGUUUCAAUACUCUAUACGAAAAGGGUUUAUUUCGUAUGCAUGGAAUGGUUGACGAAAAUGAUGCACGUUCUUCGACUGGAAAUGGGGUACAGUAGAAAGAAAUGCCAAAUUAGUCGGUGACAAGUGGUCUAUCCUUGUGUUUUUCAUGAAUCUUGGCUCUUCAUUUUGUACAAACUCGGAUGUUUUCAAGUCAAAGUUUCCCACUUGAAUACAAAUCCAAAAUCGAAGAGAAAUUUUACAAUCAAUCUCAAAUCUACACUUUGAUUGCCCAGGUAGCCGAUUUAUCCCAAUGGAAGCAGCUACCUUCCCAAUUCCUAUCUCCAUGUCGUUGCCUAUACUUUGCGACCAGUGUGACAUUUGCUUUUAUUCACACCAGAUAAAGAUGGGGAAAGAGUUGCAUGUGUCAUGUUGGAGACGGUAGCAUCCAUGUUCCAAGUCAGGGCUUCCAAUCCUUGCAGGCUUCCACCUCCCCAAGACGCUGCUGUAUAUAUUUUUAAGUUCCAGUUUUAAGUUAAAAAGAUUAAUCCUCCUACCUUUUAGUAAUUUAAACAUACAU